Molecule: messenger RNA, 1909 nt
Organism: Tuber aestivum (summer truffle)
Lineage: Eukaryota; Fungi; Ascomycota; Pezizomycetes; Pezizales; Tuberaceae
Source: the annotation of a GenBank genome assembly
ACAGACAUUGCCUACGCUCUCACUACCACCAGCCUAUCCAUCCUCUUCUUUGCCGCCUCUCUCACCACCUCCACUCGCACCCAAUACCCUGGCUCCCUCCCCCUUUCAAUUCAUGACACCUUGUAAAUAGGAAGUCUUCCACCCUCAAUUCCACCUGGCCUUUCCUUUACCACUACUCCUUACAGAUAAUUCCUUUCCCAACUGUUAGUCCAUCUUUAUUUGUUUUAUUCUCAUGACUUCCAUUGUCGAGACUUCUAUCAUGGCUCCAGCCAAGGCCUCCAAACAGGUUGCCAGUGAUUGGCUUUGGGUAUUUAUCACGUCCCUUGUCUUUCUUUCUUUGCCUUGGAGCGUACUUACACUUGUCCUAUUAUUAUUAGACUUAUCAUGAAGAGCCCCACCGAACUCGGAGACAUGAGAUAAUUAAGGCCCAUCCUGAGGUAACCUCAAUCGGGUUGGUCAUCAAUAUAAAGCACAAGCUGAUCUAAUCCGCCCAGGUUACCAAGCUCUGCGGUCCAGAACCUCUGACAAAAUAUGUUGUCCUUUUCGUGGUUUCCAUCCAAAUUUUCUGUGCCUACAUCCUGCAAUCGACCCCGGUAUUCUCGUACCGGUUCUUUCUCACGGCAUAUAUUGUUGGAGCAACAGCGAACCAGAAUCUUUUCUUGGCUAUCCAUGAAAUAUCACACAAUCUCGCUUUUCGCUCAGCUUUUGCCAACAGAAUGAUUGCUGUAUUCGCCAACUUGCCCAUUGGACUUCCUUACAGUGCAGCCUUUCGACCAUAUCACCUAACCCACCAUAAGGCGCUUGGUGUUGAUGGUCUUGACACUGACCUUCCAUCGAGGUUUGAGGCCAUUUUCCUUGACUCCGUGCUUGGGAAAGCGUUUUUCUGCACCUUCCAGAUUCUUUUCUACGCUCUACGGCCUAUGAUGGUGUACCGGAUUCCUUUCACAAAACUGCACUUCUUCAAUGUCACCGCCCAGCUCGUUUUUGAUGCCACCCUCGUUAAAACUUGUGGUUGGAAUGCUCUUGUGUACCUGGUUAUGAGCAGUUUUUUGGCUGGAAGCUUGCACCCAUGCGCUGGUCAUUUCAUUGCCGAGCAUGUAUGAAAUCCGUUCCAUGCUUGUCUAAUUAUCAAUAUUUACAAACGCACUUUCUAGUAUGUUUUUGAGAGGCCAAAACCCUCACCAAAGGAUGCCAUCUCCGAUGACCCAGUACCCGUGGAAACUUACUCUUACUAUGGUCCGCUAAACUUCUUUACCUACAACGUUGGACUUCAUAACGAACAUCAUGAUUUCCCCGCUAUCCCCUGGACCCGUCUUUGGAAGCUUCGUGAGAUCGCUAAGGAAUUCUACGAACCUCUCCCUCGCCACACCAGUUGGUCCUAUGUUAUUUGGCAAUUCAUUUGGGAUGGUGAUGUUUCCUUAUGGUCAAGGGUGAGGCGAGAGCAGUGGGUCGGGUCGGGACGCAAAGUCACUGCUGGUUGGACUAAAGAAGAGAUAGGAAACAUGAAUGACGCUAUAAAACGAGAGGAUUAGAGGCCGUUCGGGGAAUAGUUUUGCACGCUCCAUAUAAUAUCAUAAUAGACUUUUGUUUGGUUGGACUGACAGUGCGCUAAAACAUUAAUACAUGUUUCGAUGAACUAAUAGAUCCAGAACCAGCGGCAUAGUUUAGUAGUGGGGUGAAGGCAGGCCAAGAAUCUCGGAGUAUAAUAAUAGGAGGCACACGAAGCAAGCAGUCGGCCAGCAGUCUGCAAACCUUGGACGGCAGAUGGACCCUAGUGCCUCUCGUCGGAUCCGGCGUGCCUGUUUCGGGGCAAGGAGCUUUCCCAAGCUCCAUGCCUCUCUGUAUGCUUAAAGCCGACAAUAAAUUGAUCGUAAAGAAAGAUAAGACUAGGAAUAUAACAUUAAUACCG